AUGGAGACAGCUGGCUACAAACCCAGAAGCAACAGGCAGCAUGUCCUCUAAAGUUCAAUCCAAAGGCUCCAAAGCCAAGGACCACCAGCCUUCCGCCCAAGCGGGUCUGCCACCCCCUGAGGCCAAUGCGGAAGCCAUCCACUUCCUUGAUUCCCUCCGGCAGGAGGAGCUGCUGAUGCUGCUCUUCUCGGAGACCCUGGUCAUGGUGUCAGACACAGGGGAGCCUCAGGGAGAGCUGACCAUUGAUGUGCAGAGAGGGAAAUACAAGGAUGAAUUUGGUAUCAUGUCCUACUGCCCCUUCGUGCACGCCUCCAGCCGCGGCUACGUGGACGGAGUCCUCUGCGGAACCUCGCUUCUGGGCUACCUUUCCUGGAAACUGGAGAUCGUGGAACAACAUAAUCAGGAGUUCAUCAAGUUCCACACCCUUCCCAUGGAACGGAAGAUGAAGUUGCUGAAGCAGGAUGAUCAGCUGGCCGUGACCAGAACUGUCAAGGAGGGUGAGGAAGUGAAGACUAAAGUGAUCGUGUUCCCCUGGCACUCCAUUGCGGGCUUCAUCUCCGAGGCUGCCAACCUAGUGCUGCUGAGGGUGAUGGGCUGGCGGCGGACAGUGCCCAGCAAUGCCCGUUUCCUGGCCUUGGACACCGAGGGCAAACUCUGCUAUUCCACUUAUCAAGCCCUGGGCUCGCAGACCAUCCAGGUGGGCCGGCAGCAGGUGGAAGUGUUCAUUGUGGAGCAGACUGUACACUCAGAGGAGGGCAUCCCCAUGUCCUACCAGUUUUACCUGCUCUCUGAUGGGCACCUGGCCAAGAGGAUCCAGGUGGGCUCCCCAGGGUGCUGCACCAUCACCAAGGUGCCCAUCUUGAGGGAAGAAGACGCUAUUGAGCCUCGCCCAGUGUUUGAGAAGAAGCCCCUGAUGUGGGAGGAGGACAUGGAGCUCUUCUCAAAGUUCAUAGACCGGAAGGAGGAGCUCCGUCUCAGCCACAACAGCUAUCUGCGGCAGCACCCGGAGGCCCACGCGCUCAUCUCCGACUUCCUGCUCUUCCUGCUGCUGCGCCAGCCGGCCGACGUGGUCACCUUCGCCGCCGAGUACUUUGGCCCCUUUGCGAUGAGACGCGCCUCCACCCCGGCCUUGCGCUCCUCCAACCGGCCCAGCCCCUUCCGCGCGCUGCAGCCCGAGGGCGGCGAGGCCGAGGAGCGCGAGGCGGGGAGCAAGGCGGGCGAGGGCCCCGCGGGCUAGGACUGGACGGGGCGGGAAGCCGGGGCGACCGGGCUGAGCUGGGACGCCCGCGGGACACACCCGAGAGGCGCUCUUUCCGGCCUGCGGUUUUGAUGACAAUAAACGGGGCCCUCCCCAGGCUCGCCUACAGCCGGAA
This is a messenger RNA of Sus scrofa (pig), 1373 nucleotides long. It is a transcript of the gene CATIP, whose product is annotated as ciliogenesis associated TTC17 interacting protein. Lineage: Eukaryota; Metazoa; Chordata; Mammalia; Artiodactyla; Suidae. Gene Ontology annotation, biological process: actin filament polymerization; cilium organization. The record is from RefSeq and is marked provisional.